AUGUCAAAUGAAGUUAAGUUGGGUUAUGCGUCAAUGUUUGGUAGGAAUGGCGGCAAUGCGAGUGAGGUGGAGAGAAGUUGGUACGAUGGCAAUGUCGAUGACAAAAAGGGUAAAAAGAAAAAGAGCGUUGAAACCUGGAAGAUCCUUUAUGGAAAAGAAGCAUCUAGUUUUGCAAUCAGGUUGAUGAUAUUUUGGCGGGACCGAGCUUGA
Molecule: messenger RNA, 210 nt
Organism: Sclerotinia sclerotiorum 1980 UF-70
Lineage: Eukaryota; Fungi; Ascomycota; Leotiomycetes; Helotiales; Sclerotiniaceae
Exons: 2
Coding region: 1-210 (69 amino acids)
Source: RefSeq, a predicted model, not a curated record